GCUCCCAUACCGUUCCUUUUGGAUUGUCCGCAAUUUAAAAAACCUCAUUCAGAAUUUUUUUUUUUCGAAUAAAUUGUUUAAACAUCCGGACCAUUGAUCGUCACCCUUAAAAUUGAGCACUGCAGUCAGAAAGUGGUGAAACAGAGAGCGGUAGGCGUAUCACUGCUGAUUUUCCCUUCUCUUUAUCUAACUUUCACGGGUUUUCUCAAACACUGCAACUGGUAGGGAAUUACUGAAGAAUCCCAAUCCCUCAAGAAUUCCAUUCCCCCUCGCACACUCUCAUCGACAAACCCGUGCGGAUUCUCUUGGAUAUUCCCCCGAUUUUUCAUACCAAACCAAAGAAACCAAUACAGGACUCACAUACCUAUAUAUAUUGCCUGUAUAUGUGUGAAGGAUAGGGGAUUUGGAGGGGCGGAAGUGGGUCUGGAGCGCGCAGGAUAACAUGGGUUCUCUGGGUUUUUCUUCUCCGGUUUCUUACGCAAUUGCUGUGCUGGGUUUGUUGCUGAAUGCUGUGGCUUUCUGCAAUGGAGGAACCACCAGUGCCUUCGUUAGGAAAGUCGAGAAAACCCUCGAUAUGCCCCUUGACAGUGAUGUCUUCCGCGCGCCUCCGGGCUAUAAUGCGCCUCAACAGGUCCACAUAACACAAGGAGAUCAUGAGGGGAAGGGGGUGAUAGUGUCAUGGGUCACAAUGGAUGAACCUGGUUCGAGUACAGUCCUAUAUUGGAGUGAGAAUAGCAAGCAGAAGGACAAGGCCAAGGGCCGUUUUGUUACCUACAAGUUCUACGACUAUACUUCUGGUUACAUUCAUCACUGCAACAUUAAAAAGUUGAAGUUCGAUACGAAAUACUACUAUCAAGUAGGGAUUGGCCAGACUACUAGGACUUUUUGGUUUACAACUCCUCCUGAGGUUGGACCGGAUGUCCCGUAUACAUUUGGUCUCAUAGGUGAUCUGGGUCAGAGUUAUGAUUCAAACUUGACUGUUACUCAUUACGAAUUAAAUCCAGCAAAAGGAAAAGCAGUGUUGUUUGUAGGGGAUCUCUCUUAUGCAGACAACUAUCCAAACCAUGAUAAUGUCAGGUGGGAUACAUGGGGAAGGUUCACUGAGAGAAGUGUUGCCUAUCAACCUUGGAUAUGGACGGCCGGAAAUCACGAGAUCGAUUUUGACCCUGAAAUUGGGGAAACAAAACCGUUUAAGCCUUACACUCAUCGGUAUCCCGUCCCAUAUAGAGCAUCAAAUAGUACUGCUCCCUUUUGGUACUCAAUCAAGAGAGCUUCAGCAUACAUCAUCGUCUUAGCUUCAUAUUCAGCAUAUGGCAAAUACACUCCUCAAUACAAAUGGCUCGAGGCGGAGUUCCCAAAAGUUAACAGGAGUGAGACACCGUGGCUGAUCGUUAUUAUGCAUUCUCCAUGGUAUAACAGCUACAACUACCACUACAUGGAAGGGGAAUCCAUGAGAGUGAUGUAUGAGCCAUGGUUUGUGAAGUACAAAGUUGAUGUUGUGUUUGCUGGUCAUGUUCACGCCUACGAACGAUCGGAACGUGUAUCCAACGUUGCUUACAACAUUGUAAACGGCAUCUGCACGCCUGUAAAAGACCAAUCUGCCCCGGUGUACAUAACCAUUGGUGAUGGUGGCAAUCUUGAAGGCCUGGCGACCAACAUGACGGAGCCACAGCCAGAGUACUCAGCUUUCCGUGAGGCCAGUUUUGGUCAUGCCAUUUUCGAUAUUAAGAACCGAACUCACUCUUAUUAUGGCUGGCAUCGUAAUCAAGAUGGUUACGCAGUUGAAGCUGAUUCCUUGUGGUUUUUCAACCGAUUUUGGCAUCCAGUUGAUGAUUCUACAAGCACCAAAUGAUGAUUAUAGUUUGUCCAAUAAUGUAAUAGCAAAGAAAGCAAGAAAUGAAUAUUUUUUCUUCAUACUCAAAUAAAGAAGAAGUGAU
Rhododendron vialii is the source of this 1937-nucleotide messenger RNA. Its product is annotated as purple acid phosphatase 2. Gene Ontology annotation, molecular function: acid phosphatase activity; metal ion binding. The record is from RefSeq and is a predicted model, not a curated record. Lineage: Eukaryota; Viridiplantae; Streptophyta; Magnoliopsida; Ericales; Ericaceae. The coding region runs from base 443 to 1852 and encodes 469 amino acids. The transcript has 8 exons.